UUAGAAAAUAUCUCAAUAGGCAAAAGAAAAAAUGAUUUUUUUCAAGUUUUUGUCGGUCAGCGCAAUGGUUGAGGAUUUGUUUGCAUAUUGAAAAGGUGUUCCCAGUUUCCCAGUGUGUAAAAAGUGUUUGCGCCAUGUGCUCCACGUCCGUAUUGUGUCCCUUGUGCGCGGUGCCGAGUUUCAAUAGCAUCGACGCACUGCAGCAGCGCCUGAUCAAGGCGGCCAAUGGACCUUUGGCCUGUCCCUUUCCCAACUGCACCGAGCUCUUCCUGGGUCUGGACAAGCUGACCAUACAUCUGUUUAGUCACACUAGUCUGAUGAGUCAGCCUGACAUAGACCCAUCGCCAGUUACAGCUUCUCCAGCCGUCGCCACUCCCACUGCAUCAGAGGCUGCUUCAACUAUUCUUCCCCCGACUAAUUGCCCCGCUGCAGCUAGUCCGCCUCCAGCUGCGGCAGUUGCUAAGCGACGUGGCAAAAAGUCGCGGGCCAAACCCGUCGAACAACCAACUCCACCGCCUGCCACGCCUCCAGCCAGAUGUGACAUUUGUGAGUUUAAUUUUCGUAAUGAGGAGCUGCGUGACAUUCACUUUCGGCUGGUGCAUGAGAAUGCGGAGAUAACGGAGCCGACGCUGGGACAGCAGCAGGAGCCCUACAAGUGCCACCUGUGCUCUAAGACGUUUCGCAUGAAGGGUUCGUUGCGUGUCCAUCUCAAGGUGUUGCACACGGUCGGCGCUAUUGCCAGUGCCAGCAGCAGCGCCAACAGCGCCAAUCAAAUCAACAAUAACAACAACAGCAACACUAACCAAAACAACAAUACGAGCACCACCAAUGGCCACAUCAUUAAUGCCACGCCCAAAAUAAGCAUUUGCGAUCGCAUUCGGCACAAGGAGGCUUCCUCGAGCAAUGGCAGCAGCGCUGCCACAGCGAACAACACCCAGCCGUAUGCACUGAGUGGUGCCAUCUACAUGCUCAAGCAGGAGUUGCCAGCUGCAACGGAGGCAGCGCCUGGUUCGGAGUACGGCAGCACGCCCAAGAACUGGGAGUGCGAUGUGUGCACCAAAAUGUUCACCACCAAAUAUUUCUUGAAGAAGCACAAGCGUCUGCACACGGGAGAGAUGCCCUACACCUGCCAGUACUGCGCCAGAACCUUCACCUUCCAGCAAUCCUAUCACAAGCAUUUACUCUACCACAGUGAGGUGAAGCCGCACGCUUGCGGCAUUUGCGGACGUGCCUUCAAGGAGCUGUCCACGCUGCACAAUCAUCAGCGCAUCCACAGCGGGGAGAAGCCCUUCAAGUGCGAGGUCUGCGGUAAAUGCUUUCGGCAACGUGUCUCCUUUCUGGUGCACACACGCAUCCAUACUGGAGUCAUGCCCUACAAGUGUGAGCUGUGCCAGAAGACAUUUCGCUACAAGGUCUCGUUGCGAACACACAAAUGUGCCGCCAACGCUGAGGAGCCACAAACACCGGAACAACUGAUCAAGGCGUUGCUGGAGUCCAAUGCGAGUGUGGCCACCGUGCAGGCUGAGCAUACGGCAAGUAAUACGGCCAUUCAAAUGAAUGGCAGCGAUCAGGAGGCGUUGCUCUCGCAAACGAUUGAUGACAUUGUCGUUGAGAGCUGCCAGAAGUUGGGCAUUUGCAGUGUUGAGCUGCCGCAGCAACCACAGCCGGUUGUCAUGGACAGUGGCGUACACUUUGAUGGUAGCAGUUCCCCGCUCCAGCAGUUGCAGAAUUUGCGCCUCUACUCGCCGCAGCAAACAGAGCAAGCCAGCUCGGAUGGUGAGCUCUUCCGUAACUUUCUCAUGGACGCUACGUAAUCGUGUUCCGAAUUCAUUUG
Drosophila hydei is the source of this 1834-nucleotide messenger RNA. RefSeq names its product zinc finger protein 628. The record is from RefSeq and is a predicted model, not a curated record. Lineage: Eukaryota; Metazoa; Arthropoda; Insecta; Diptera; Drosophilidae. The transcript is spliced from 2 exons. The coding region runs from base 135 to 1814 and encodes 559 amino acids. Gene Ontology annotation, molecular function: RNA polymerase II cis-regulatory region sequence-specific DNA binding; DNA-binding transcription factor activity, RNA polymerase II-specific. Gene Ontology annotation, biological process: regulation of DNA-templated transcription.